Molecule: messenger RNA, 507 nt
Organism: Guillardia theta CCMP2712
Lineage: Eukaryota; Cryptophyceae; Pyrenomonadales; Geminigeraceae
Exons: 7
Coding region: 28-459 (143 amino acids)
Molecular function (GO): protein binding
Source: RefSeq, a predicted model, not a curated record
GGGAACGAGGCGUCGCGCGAGGGAUGCAUGGACAUGUGCAGUGGCGGUCACGAGAAGAAGAUGCUCGCCAAGAGCUCUUCUACCCCCAAGACUCACUCAGCAGGGAUCGGAGCAGUCUUCGGAGUGGACGCGUCGGGGGCUGUGUUCUUCAACACGGCUGUGCCUGGUAGCUCGUGCGGCGAUGCAGCACAGCAGGGCAAGCUGAAACCUGGCGACAUCCUCUAUGCGGUCGAUGGCUUCACUGUGUACAAGGCUCCUCUGAACCUGGUGGCGAGCAAGCUGCUGGGCCCUCACGGCUCUCGGGCAAAGGUGACUUUCAUGCGAGGAUCGGAGCAGAUCACGCUGGACCUGGAGAGGAGGAUGACGGGGAUGCAGGCGGCUCAGAAAGCGGUGUCUCAGGCAAAGGAGAGCUCAGGUCUUGAUAAGAUUCGAUAUGCGCAUGAGACGUUGGGGAAUUGACGAGGUUUUGUUGUAAUUAUUGUAUCAUCAAUGAAGAGAGACAAGGCG